Messenger RNA from Staurois parvus, 684 nucleotides. The record is from the annotation of a GenBank genome assembly. Lineage: Eukaryota; Metazoa; Chordata; Amphibia; Anura; Ranidae.
AUGGCGGCUGACACUUCUGUGGAGAUGUUUUCAAAAGUCAUGGAGAAUCAAUUGUUGCAGACUGCCAAGAUGAUGGAAGAACAGCUGGAUGCUGAGUUGGAAAAGCUAGAUAAGAUCGAUGAAGAUGAAUUGGAGCGCCUAAAAGAAAAGCGACUAGAAGCUUUAAAGAAGGCACAGCAGCAAAAACAGGAGUGGAUCUCCAAAGGGCAUGGUGAAUACAGAGAAAUUCCUAGCGAGAGAGAUUUCUUCCAAGAAGUGAAAGAAAGUAAAAAUGUUGUCUGUCAUUUUUACAAGGACUCUACGUUCAGAUGUAAAAUACUGGACAAGCAUCUUUCAUUGCUGGCUAAGAAACACAUAGAAACUAAGUUCCUGAAGCUGAAUGUGGAGAAAGCUCCUUUCCUGUGUGAGAGAUUGCGUAUAAAAGUCAUCCCAACUCUUGCCCUGGUGAAAGAUGGCAAGACCAAAGAUUACGUGGUUGGUUUUACUGAUUUAGGGAAUACAGAUGAAUUCACCACAGAGACCUUAGAGUGGAGACUUGGCUGUGCUGAUAUUAUUAACUACAGUGGAAAUCUAAUGGAACCCCCUUCUCAAUGUCAGAAGAAAUGUGGCACUCAUUUCACAAAACUGGAAAAGAAAACUAUACGAGGAAAGAAGUAUGAUUCUGACUCCGAAGAUGAUGACUAG